This is a messenger RNA of Quercus lobata, 473 nucleotides long. Its product is annotated as 40S ribosomal protein S30. Gene Ontology annotation, biological process: translation. Gene Ontology annotation, molecular function: structural constituent of ribosome. The record is from RefSeq and is a predicted model, not a curated record. NCBI's taxonomy places the organism in Eukaryota, Viridiplantae, Streptophyta, Magnoliopsida, Fagales, Fagaceae. Gene Ontology annotation, cellular component: cytosolic small ribosomal subunit; ribosome. The transcript has 3 exons. Bases 107 to 295 code for a protein of 62 amino acids.
UAUAUAUUGCCCGUAAAACCCUAACCCUAGAUCUCUCAUUUUCAGACUCUCUCGCUUGAGGCACACACAGAGAGAGAAGAGACGCACAACUCUCAACCAAUACACCAUGGGUAAGGUACACGGAUCUCUGGCUCGUGCUGGUAAGGUGAGAGGCCAAACUCCCAAAGUUGCAAAGCAAGACAAGAAGAAGAAGCCCCGUGGUCGCGCCCACAAGCGCAUGCAAUACAAUCGCCGAUUCGUCACAGCCGUGGUCGGAUUUGGCAAGAAGAGGGGACCCAACUCGUCCGAGAAGUGAAGCGGUUGAGUGUUUUAGGUUAAAGAAUUUGUUGGGUUUUAUUAUUUUUUGUUUUUAAUGUUAUAUUGAAGACUGUGAUGAUGAUGAUGUUAGUUGCUGGAAUUUUGUACUGAAUUCAAAUCAUGUUGGAUUAUGCUUACUUGGUUAAUUAAUCUGAAAAUGAUGUGAUUUUGACCGA